CUUUACAGUCUUUAAAUGCCUGAAACUCUUCCCACACUCUGAGCAAUAAUGUGGUUUUACUCCUGUGCGAGUGCGCUGGUGGAUUUUAAGUGUAGCCCUGGUGCAGCGUUUCCCGUUUUUUUGCGAAUCAGGCAGGUAUAUGGGCACCCUGGGGUCCGUAUCAGUAGCAUUGUGGUGUGGCUAAGCUAGGCACAACAGCGUUUGGUGGCCGCGGUUGCAGCAUCGGGCUGGCUUGAUUAAGAGACCGUGGUUUUAAGUGAGGGAUCGGCACAAACGAGGUGCCUCGGUUACUGGUGGUGUCGCGUUGGGAGCUGAGCUGAGCUGAGCUGAGCCGAGCCGAGCCGAGCCGAGCCGAGCCGUCGCUGUCCGCUUCACCAUAAACGUCUCGCCCCCGCUUGACGCUGGUUGCUGAUUUAAGCGCAGAAAUUUAAGAUGCCCUGUAUGAAGUCUUCUCCUACACUUUCUUACUCAGCUUAAAUUCCACCAAGAAGAAAGUUAAGCCGCUGAAACUGGUGAGAUAUAUAAUAAUAUGGCAUCCAAAAGACGUUCUGGGACUCAGGGGGCAUCAUCUGGUACCCUCCACAUGAACACGUCUCACAGACAAGCACAGAAAAACAGCAAAAAGAGAAAUCACUACUGCUUGGAGUGUGGAAAGAGUUUUACUGAACUGUGUGCUCUCAAAACACACCAGCGCAUCCACACAGGGGAGAAGCCGUAUCACUGCUCAGUGUGUGGAAAGAAUUUUACUGUACAGAGUAAUCUCAAAACACACCAGCGCACUCACACAGGAGAGAAGCCAUAUUACUGCACAGAGUGUGGGAAGAGUUUUAAUGAGAAGAGGACUCUCCAACAUCACCAGCGCAUCCACACAGGAGAGAGGCCGUAUCACUGCUCAGAGUGUGGGAAGAGCUUUACUGUGCAGAGUAAUCUUAAAAUACACCAGCGCAUCCACACAGGAGAGAAACCGUAUCACUGCUCAGAGUGUGGGAAGAGUUUUACUAUACGGGGUAAUCUCAAAAUACACCAGCGCAUCCACACAGGAGAGAAGCCGUAUCACUGCUCAGAGUGUGGGAAAAGAUUUACUGUACAGAGUGCUCUCCAAACACACCAGCGAAUCCACACAGGAGAGAAACCAUAUUACUGCUCAGAGUGUAGACAGAGUUUUUGUCAACAGAGUGCUUUCAUAAAGCACCAGCGCAUCCACACAGGACAGAAACCGUAUCACUGCUCCUAGUGUGGACAGAGUUUUACUUAACAAAGUAAACUCAAACUACACCAGCACAUUCACACAAGAGAAAAACCGUAUCACUGUUCAGAGUGUGGACAGAGUUUCAAACAUUUUAAUACUGUAAAGACCCACAAGUGUACUAAGGGCAGUUUUAGAAAUGACCAGUAAUGGCCAGUAACCGUAACACAACACCAUUACCAUAGCACAUCUCAAGAAUUAGUGGUAGUGGUUGGUGUAGUGUAGUGGUUAACACCUUAAGCACCCUACACUAUACCAAUAAGAGUCCUUGGGCAAGAGUCCUAACACCACCUUCGCCUGCUUGUGUAAAAUGAUCAAAUUGUAAGUCGCUCUGGAGAAGAGCGUCAGGCCAAAUGUUGUAAAUGUAAUUAAAGUCGGCAGGAAACGGUGGUUUCAGGCCUAACUUCAAGCUGUUUAUACUGAAAACCACCUACUGGUGUUUUACACUUUUUUUACAACAUAAAGCAUAAAAUGAAAUGUAAUUUUGUGCUGAACACCAAGUCAAGCCUAAGGUUUGUACACCCAAUGGGAAGGUGUGAUACUGCAUGUUCUCUCCCAGAUGACUUUCAUUUGUAUUACAUAUGCAUAACAAAUGAGAAGCCCCACAUUGAGUAAUAAGAGGAUUUUACUUUCUAAUUUAGCAGAUCUAAGCUAGUAUAGUGUUUCUGAUGCGAUGGUGGAUGUUCUCACAAACAUUUGACAGUGAGCCUAGCUCUAUAUCCCCCUCUCUCUCUCUCUCUCUCUCUCUCUCUCUCUCUCUCUCUCUCUCUCUCUCUCUCUCUCUCUCUCUCUCUCUCUCUCUCUCUCAGCCUAUUUAUUUCUUUAAUCUUUUUCAGCUUUUAAAACAAAUCGGCUUCUACGUCAAGUCCCUUUUGUUUAAGUCAAGUCAUGAUAUGAUUGAAACCUCUUAAAUUAAUAUUAACUCAGAACUAACCCUAAACACAAGAACCCUUUAUGUUCAAGAAUCAUGCCAAUGCCAUGGUCCAAUGCAGAGAAAUGUUUUUUAUAAAAGACUCUUUCAGACGACUUGUAUUUUGGUUAAAUAUCAAUUAUUCUGCACGAAGAGUUUCUGUGUCAUUUGUCCUAAUUUUUGCUCUAAAUCUGAAAUUGCCAUAAGCUUAACUUAGAUAUAGUUUGUCUCAUACUGUUUUACUUUUACUGUUUUACAACUUUUAAAGUCUAAAAAAUUGUUUGCUAUUAGUGGUAAGGAGGAGGUUGCAAUUCUGUCCCUCAAGUUGUUUUCUUUCAGCAUUGAUAGUGUAAUAUUAAUAAUUCUUUUGUUUUAAAAGGUGUAUUUGUUAAUGUAAGUGAAAUGUAUUUGGUUAAAGAAUUAUAUAGACUUGUAAUGUGAUUGUCAGAUUGUGUAUCAUAAUGGAUUUCCAUCUAUUAUGCUUAUGCAGACUAGAUUCAGGAUCAAAGGAAAAGAAUUAUAUUCAGUUGAUUUGUGGUGAAUUAGAAGCUUUUUUUUUUUUCUUUUUUUUUUCCCCCCAAAUGGCUUAUUCUUUAAACUUGUAUGCUCAAACCUAUCAAACCCCUGUCUCCCCCCCAAAAGGAGUGUCUUGCACACAGUAGCAUGUAGGUAACCUCUCCAUGUAGGCCAAGAUUCUUUUAAUUUAUACAACAGAAAAGACACAAACUCUAACAUACUGGGGAGGUCACCACCAGCUAUGCACUUCACCCUCACAAUGACCAGCCCUCAACAUAAAAUGCCCACACAGUAACCUCACUUUCUAACACUGGAUAAAACAAGUAACACAUACACACACCUUUUAAUUAAUAGACAAGUGUUUUUACAGUAUUUUAACAUUUAGUCCAUUUUUUGGAGGGUACGUGCCUCCCAUGUUCCUCUGAACUUCAUUAGCUUCAAAGGGUCAGCAACAGCUCGCUACCAUAUUUUAGUAAACUGAAUUAAAGUAUCCCUCAUAAAUUUCAUUUAUCUAAUUCCUGUAUGUAUAUCAGUCAAAAUCUGUCAUUUAAUGCAUUUUUACCUUGUAAUGCAGUAGUUACUUUUAAAUAAAUAAAUCAUUUAUUGAAGCUA
Pygocentrus nattereri (red-bellied piranha) is the source of this 3284-nucleotide messenger RNA. RefSeq names its product gastrula zinc finger protein XlCGF49.1-like. The record is from RefSeq and is a predicted model, not a curated record. Gene Ontology annotation, molecular function: DNA-binding transcription factor activity, RNA polymerase II-specific; RNA polymerase II cis-regulatory region sequence-specific DNA binding. NCBI's taxonomy places the organism in Eukaryota, Metazoa, Chordata, Actinopteri, Characiformes, Serrasalmidae. Gene Ontology annotation, biological process: regulation of transcription by RNA polymerase II. The transcript is spliced from 3 exons. The coding region runs from base 530 to 1234 and encodes 234 amino acids.